GUUUUGCUCAAGCGUGAAUGUUGCAACGUUGCUUAACCCUCGUGUGCAAAGAGGCGAUUUUGUUUUUGUCCUCGUCUGAGCGCAGACAGUGGCACCGGAUGAGACGUUACUGAAACGUUAUUAUUGCACAGGGGAAGUUGCACACUGGUCCUCAGGCCGGCUUUAUAUUCAUUCGAGUGGUCAUUACUUUUUACACAUUUGCGCUGGAGAAGCUUCGAGGGCAGCCAGGUCCUUUACUGAGCAUCUAAAUUCGAGCUCCCAGCAGUAGAACCUCACUGCUUUUUCAUGGAGGAUAAGAACUAUAUCAUAUACCACGGGCUGAAGUGCCCUAAGGAGAGUCACAGCCUUCAAAGCUUAAAAUAUUUUGAGAACUUCCAAGUCGACGAUCAAGAUAUCUUCUGCAUCUCUUAUCCAAAAUCUGGUACAACAUGGAUGCAAGAAAUUGUUCCCUUGCUUCUCAAUGGCGGAGACUUCACUCCAGUGGAGAGCAUCCCAAACUGGGACAGGGUGCCCUGGCUCGAGGAGACACGGGCUGUCCUGGUCAUGGACAAGCUGAGGGCUCCAAGGACCAUGGUCUCCCACAUGCUCUACCAUCUGAUGCCUUCCACCUUCUCGUCUUCUAAGGCAAAGGUCAUUUAUAUUGCAAGGAACCCAAAAGAUGUAUUGGUGUCUUCCUUUUAUUUCCACCAAAUGGCCAGUUUUCUGGAUGAUCCAGGAACGUUUGAAGAAUUUAUGGACAAGUUCCUCGCAGGGCAGGUUCUUUUUGGAAAGUGGACUGACCAUGUGAAGAGCUGGAGAAACACUGAUCUAGGAGAUCGGAUUCUCUACAUCACUUAUGAGGAGCUGAUUCAGGAUCUUCGUGGGGCUUUGGAGCGCAUGUUACGCUUUCUUGGCCGGCAGAUGAGCGAAGAAGCUCUGGAUCGUGUUACUGAACACUGUCUGUUCAAAAACAUGAAAAACAACAACAUGUCCAACUAUUCGCUGGUGCCACAGGAAGUCAUGGAUAGCAGCAAGUCAGCUUUCCUCAGAAAAGGAAUUGCUGGAGAUUGGAAGAAUCACUUCAGCCCUGAGUUGGAGGCCAAAUUCAAUGAGGUCAUUCGCAAAGAAAUGGAGGAAAGUGGAAUUAGUUUCCCUUGGGAUGAGGAAUAAAAAAAA
Colossoma macropomum (tambaqui) is the source of this 1155-nucleotide messenger RNA. It is a transcript of the gene sult2st3, whose product is annotated as sulfotransferase family 2, cytosolic sulfotransferase 3. NCBI's taxonomy places the organism in Eukaryota, Metazoa, Chordata, Actinopteri, Characiformes, Serrasalmidae. The transcript has 6 exons. Gene Ontology annotation, cellular component: cytoplasm. Gene Ontology annotation, molecular function: sulfotransferase activity. Gene Ontology annotation, biological process: sulfation. Bases 286 to 1149 code for a protein of 287 amino acids. The record is from RefSeq and is a predicted model, not a curated record.